Colletotrichum orchidophilum is the source of this 1149-nucleotide messenger RNA. RefSeq lists its product as uncharacterized. Lineage: Eukaryota; Fungi; Ascomycota; Sordariomycetes; Glomerellales; Glomerellaceae. Gene Ontology annotation, molecular function: pyrimidine nucleotide-sugar transmembrane transporter activity. Gene Ontology annotation, biological process: pyrimidine nucleotide-sugar transmembrane transport. Gene Ontology annotation, cellular component: intracellular membrane-bounded organelle; Golgi membrane. The transcript is spliced from 2 exons. The record is from RefSeq and is a predicted model, not a curated record. Bases 1 to 1149 code for a protein of 382 amino acids.
AUGCAAUGCGUCCGGAACUGCGAUGCGAAGGACCCCACGAAACGGGCCUACUUCAACCAGCCCGUCCUCCAGACGGCACAAAUGUUCGUUGGAGAGAUGGGUUGCUGGCUGGUCAUCGGUCUGAUGAAGCUAUAUCGUCGCUACAGACCCGGAACAGACCCCACGGCCAAUGGCUACGAGGCCGUGAACACGAAUGAUACCGAUAUUGCGGAUGCCCCUCUUGUCGGCAAUGUCGAUGGACCUCCAAAACCUCAAGAAGAUGGCAGUGAUGCUAUCCUGCGCGGCCCCCGUAUCUUGUUGUUGGCGCUCCCAGCCAUCUGCGACAUUCUCGGCACAACGCUGAUGAACAUUGGUCUCUUGUUGGUUGCAGCCUCCAUCUACCAAAUGACUCGCGGCGCUCUUGUUCUUUUUGUUGGAGUUUUCAGCGUUAUAUUCCUCAAGCGUCGACUUUUUUUGUUUCAGUGGCUGUCUCUAGUCGGUGUUGUCACGGGCGUCGCAAUCGUCGGCUUGGCUGGUGCCAUCUACCAUGAGAACACGAACGAGGCUGAAAGAAGCAUCGAAGAAGGCUCUCCCGAGUCCAACGCCUUGCUAACUGUUAUAGGUGUUCUUCUUAUUGCUGGCGCGCAGAUCUUCACCGCUACACAAUUUGUUCUGGAAGAAUGGAUUCUGGAGAGGUCAUCCAUUGAACCUAUCCGUGUUGUUGGAUUUGAAGGCCUUUUUGGUUUCACUGUCACUGUCAUUGGCAUGAUUCUCUUGCACCUGGUCAUUGGACAAACCGACUCUGGACGCAACGGAUACUUUGACAUGGCAGAGGGCUGGAGGCAGCUCACACAGAAUAAAGCCAUCGGAAUCUCUAGCAUCCUGAUCAUGAUCAGCAUCGGUGGUUUCAACUUCUUCGGUCUCUCCGUCACCAGAAGCGUCAGCGCUACCUCGAGAUCUACCAUUGAUACGUGCAGGACUCUCUUCAUCUGGAUUGUCUCCCUUGGACUGCGCUGGGAGACCUUCAAGUGGCUGCAGGUUGUUGGAUUUGGUCUGCUUGUCUACUUUACCUUCCUCUUCAACGGAAUUGUGCAACCCCCGUUCCAAUUUCUUGUCCCUGAUGAAGAGGUAGAGGAGCUACUACCGGAAGAGCCGAUCGAACAUCAGUAA